Messenger RNA from Prorocentrum cordatum, 407 nucleotides. The record is from the annotation of a GenBank genome assembly. NCBI's taxonomy places the organism in Eukaryota, Dinophyceae, Prorocentrales, Prorocentraceae.
AUGCUUGCCAUGGUGGUGCGCAUGGCGAGGCAAUCGAUGGGCAAGGUGGCGGGGGAGCCCUUCGACUGCAUGGAAGGCUUCUACAGCAGCGAGGGUAAAAGCUGGAGCACGGACCAGCGGCAGUUCUGCUGCGCCAGCUACGGCCGCGGGUGCGACACGACCCCGGAGCCGCUGUUCCGCUGCCACGAUGGCGGCGAUCGCACUGGCACGUGGAGCGAAGCCCAAAGGGCCUGGUGCUGCGUGCACUCCGCCAUGGGGUGCCCGACCAUCAGCAGCUUGCCUUUCGACUGCAACGUGAUGCUUGACGAGUUCGAGGUGAGCUGGCCGGUGGAGAAGAAGAGCUGGUGCUGCACGUUUCAGCAGCUCGGCUGCCCCAGGACCACCAUGGCCGCCCUCGCCCGCAUCGG